AUGAAUAGAAAUGGAACGCAGACUAAAUAUAAUAUUUUUAAUUCUAAACUAAGAUCUUAAAAAAUAAAAUAGCCAAAAGCUAAAUCAAAGACAGCAAAGAAACCUUCUCUCUUAUUUAACACUUCACCAGCAAUACGGAUUAUAAUUUUCCUAUUGUCCUUAAAGAUUGGCGAAAAUAUUCCAAUAAAAGUGGCAAAAAUAGUACUAAUAGCACACUAGAAAUAGCAUAAAUAGCUAGGGGUAUGGCAAAAAAUUAAUAUGCAGGCAGUUAGAGAAAUAAAAGUCUUGAAAAAGCCUAAUGAAGAGAUAAACCUAUAAUCUAUAUUAUAAAAAAUAUGCUAUUUCUUCCUAAAAUUAGAAAAUAUGCUUCGACUCCGACUAAUCCGAUCAUGUAAACUACUUAAUACUAGAUAUUGCAAUAAAGGAGCAGUAUGUAGAUACCAAAAUUCCUUACAGUGA
This is a messenger RNA of Tetrahymena thermophila SB210, 459 nucleotides long. RefSeq lists its product as hypothetical. The record is from RefSeq and is a predicted model, not a curated record. NCBI's taxonomy places the organism in Eukaryota, Ciliophora, Oligohymenophorea, Hymenostomatida, Tetrahymenidae. The transcript has 3 exons.